Rotaria sp. Silwood2 is the source of this 1158-nucleotide messenger RNA. The record is from the annotation of a GenBank genome assembly. Lineage: Eukaryota; Metazoa; Rotifera; Eurotatoria; Philodinida; Philodinidae.
AUGGACGAAUCGAUCGUGAUUAUUCUUCAAAGUCAUGUACUUCGUCUUAAUCAUAAUCAAAAUUCUAUAAUAAAUUCUAAUGAUGAUAAUAAUAAUAAUAAUAAUACAUCAAUAAUAAAUUCAAAAUUAUCAAUGGAUUGUAUAAAUAUUAAAUUUGAUGAAGAUAUUAAUUUUCAUUUAUUACGUCAUUGGUCAUUAUAUGAAUCUAUAUGUCAUACACAUGAUAUGAUAAUAUCAUUUAAAUUAUGGUCAUCACGUGGUUUAUCACAAUUAAAAGAAUUUCUUGCUGAUUUAGGUAUACCGAAACGUGAAUAUGAACAAAAUUAUCGUGAUAUGAAUAUAAAAUAUAAAUUAAAUAUUAAAAAACAAAUAUUAGAUAAACGUUUACAAGAUAAAUAUCAUUAUAUAACAAAUACAAUUAUAUUACCAACAUUUUUAUUAACAAGUGGUUUUACAUUAAAAUUAUCACCACAAGAUAUUGUUUAUUCAAUAAUGUCAACAUUACAAACAUCAUCAACAACAACAAUAACAACAUCACCAUCAAUAAUGAUUGAUUUAACUGAAAGGUUUUCUUUAGCAUUAUCAUGUUUAAAUUAUAAUCAAUUAAAUUAUUAUUUAAAUGGUAUUGAAUUAGAAAAAAUUUAUACAAAUAAAAAACAUUAUUUAAUUGAAACAUUAUUACAAUCAGAUAAAAAUUUAACAUUUGAUAAUACAAUACCAUUUAUAUUACUUAAAUUUGAUCAAAAUAUGUUUAAUUCAUCAACAACAAAUGAUAAUAUUAAAUCAUGUGGAUUUUUUACACAUCCAUAUCAAGCAUAUUUAUUUGCACGUAAUGCAUUACAAAUAUUAAUAUCAUAUACAUCAUCAUCAACAAAUAUAAUUAAGAAAAAAAAAUCUAAACAUUUACAACGUUUACCAUUAAUAUUAAUAGCACCAUAUUCAUUAACAAAUACAGGACAAGAAUUAGUUGAAAUUGUUGUUGGUGUACCAUCAUUAAAUAGUAUUAUGAUGAAUUCAUUUUCAACAUUAUUUGAAACAGCUGAUCGUCGUUGUGGUAAUGUUGCAAAAUUUGUAUUUUUUGAUCAUUCAGUAUUAUUAUUACAAGAACAACAUCAACAAAAAUUUAUCGAUGCACUUAUGUUUGUACUUGCGAAAUAA